UUUAAAGAGUCUUACAAAAAAAAAGAAAUUUACCAAUAGAGAUAAGCAUACAAGGCUUAUUGACCCUUCUGAUUUGUUAUGGGAUAAGUUUAUCUCAUGCCUUUCACAAAGAUGGAGAGUGGAAGAUUACUUAUGUUGAAAAACAUUAAAAAGCUUCCUCUUAAGUGUCCAAUAUGUGGAAAAAUGUUUAAGAUUCGAAAAGAAAUGAAGGAGCAUGUAUUAAAUCACACGGGAGAGCGUCCCUUUAAAUGUUUGACAUGUGACAAAACCUACAUUAAUUUACAUUAUGUAAAGAGUCAUGUGUUGACACACACAGGGAAGUCUCCUUAUAAGUGCACUCUAUGUGGAAAAUCUGUUACAUCAACAGGCAAUUUAAGGUCACAUACAUUGUGUGUUCAUACAGAAGAGAAACCUUAUAAGUGCACUGAAUGUGGAAAAUCCUUUUCAUUCAAAACAAAUUUGGACUCUCAUACAUUGAAUGUUCAUACAGAAGAAAAACCUUAUAAGUGCACUGAAUGUGGAAAAUCCUUUACAUUAAAAACAAAUUUGGACACUCAUACAUUGAGUGUCCAUACAGAAGAGAAACCUUAUAAGUGCACUGAAUGUGGAAAAUCAUUUGCAUCCAAAAGCAAUUUGAAGACACAUACAUUGAGUAUUCACACAGAAGAGAAACCUUAUAAGUGCACUGAAUGUAGAAAAUCAUUUGCCUUCAAAUCCAUUUUGAUGUCACAUAGAUUGAGUGCUCAUACAGAAGAGAAACCUUAUAAGUGCACUUCAUGUGGAAAAUCAUUUGCCUUGAAAUCCAGUUUGAAGUCACAUACGAGUGUUCAUACAGAAGAGAAAACUCACAAGUGCACUACAUGUGGAAAAUCAUUUUCAUUCAAAGGAAAUUUGAAGUCACAUACAUUGAGUGUUCAUACAGAAGAUAGACCUUAUAAGUGCACUGAAUGUGGAAAAUCCUUUCUAUUCCAAUACCUUUUGAAGUCACAUAAAUUGAGGGUUCAUACAGAAGAGAAUCCUUAUAAGUGCACUGAAUGUGGAAAAUCCUUUUCAUCCAAAAGUAACUUGAAGUCACAUACAUUGAGUGUUCAUACAGAAGAGAAACCUUAUAAGUGCGGUGAAUGUGGAAAAUCAUUUGCCUUGAAAUCCCGUUUAAAGUCACAUACAUUGAGUGUUCAUACAGAAGAGAACCCUUAUAAGUGCACUGAAUGUGGUAAAUCCUUUUCAUUCAAAAAUAAUUUGAAGUCACAUAUAUUGAGUGUUCAUACAGAAGAGAAACCUCACAAGUGCACUACAUGUGGAAAAUCCUUUUCAUUCAAAAAUAAUUUGAAGUCACAUAUAUUGAGUGUUCAUACAGAAGAUAGACCUCAUAAGUGCACCCUAUGUGGAAAAUCAUUUGCCUUGAAAUCCCGUUUGAAGUCACAUACAUUGAGUGUUCAUUCAGAAGAGAACCCUUAUAAGUGCACUGAAUGUGGUAAAUCCUUUGCAUUCCAAUACAUUUUGAAGUCACAUACAUUGAGUGUUCAUACAGAAGAUAGACCUCAUAAGUGCACUGAAUGUGGAAAAUCCUUUCUAUUCCAAUACCUUUUGAAGUCACAUAAAUUAAGAGUUCAUACAGAAGAGAAACCUUAUAAGUGCACUUCAUGUGGAAAAUCAUUUGCCUUGAAAUCCAGUUUGAAGUUACAUACGAGUGUUCAUACAGAAGAGAAAACUCACAAGUGCACUACAUGUGGAAAAUCAUUUUCAUUCAAAGGAAAUUUGAAGUCACAUACAUUGAGUGUUCAUACAAAAGAUAGACCUUAUAAGUGCACUGAAUGUGGACAAUCCUUUCUAUUCCAAUACCUUUUGAAGUCACAUAAAUUGAGUGUUCAUACAGAAGAGAACCCUUAUAAGUGCGCUGAAUGUGGAAAAUCAUUUGCCUUGAAAUCCCGUUUGAAGUCACAUACAUUGAGUGUUCAUACAGAAGAGAACCCUUAUAAGUGCACUGAAUGUGGUAAAUCCUUUGCAUGCAAAGGCAAUUUGAAGUCACAUACAUUGAGUGUUCAUACAGAAGAGAAACCUUAUAAGUGCACUGAAUGUGGUAAAUCCUUUGCAUGCAAAGGCAAUUUGAAGUCACAUACAUUGAGUGUUCAUACAGAAGAGAACCCUUAUAAGUGCACUGAAUGUGGUAAAUCCUUUUCAUCCAAAGGCAAUUUGAAGUCACAUACAUUGAGUGUUCAUACAGAAGAGAAACCUUAUAAGUGCACUGAAUGUGGUAAAUCCUUUGCAUGCAAAGGCAAUUUGAAGUCACAUACAUUGAGUGUUCAUACAGAAGAGAACCCUUAUAAGUGCACUGAAUGUGGUAAAUCCUUUGCAUGCAAAGGCAAUUUGAAGUCACAUACAUUGAGUGUUCAUACAGAAGAGAAACCUUAUAAGUGCACUGAAUGUGGUAAAUCCUUUGCAUGCAAAGGCAAUUUGAAGUCACAUACAUUGAGUGUUCAUACAGAAGAGAACCCUUAUAAGUGCACUGAAUGUGGUAAAUCCUUUUCAUCCAAAGGCAAUUUGAAGUCACAUACAUUGAGUGUUCAUACAGAAGAGAACCCUUAUAAGUGCACUGAAUGUGGUAAAUCCUUUUCAUCCAAAGGCAAUUUGAAGUCACAUACAUUGAGUGUUCAUACAGAAGAGAACCCUUAUAAGUGCACUGAAUGUGGUAAAUCCUUUGCAUGCAAAGGCAAUUUGAAGUCACAUACAUUGAGUGUUCAUACAGAAGAGAAACCUUAUAAGUGCACUGAAUGUGGUAAAUCCUUUGCAUGCAAAGGCAAUUUGAAGUCACAUACAUUGAGUGUUCAUACAGAAGAGAACCCUUAUAAGUGCACUGAAUGUGGUAAAUCCUUUGCAUGCAAAGGCAAUUUGAAGUCACAUACAUUGAGUGUUCAUACAGAAGAGAAACCUUAUAAGUGCGCUGAAUGUGGAAAAUCAUUUGCCUUGAAAUCCCGUUUGAAGUCACACACAUUGAGUGUUCAUACAGAAGAGAAACCUCACUAUGCACUGAAUGUGUCACAUACAUUGAGUGUUCAUACAGAAGAUAGACCUCAUAAGUGCACUGAAUGUGGAUCCUUUUCAUUGAAAAAUAAUUUGAAGUCACAUAUAUUGAGUGUUCAUACAGAAGAGAAACCUUAUCAUUGCACUUCAUGUGGAAAAUCCUUUGCAUGCAAAGGCAAUUUGAAGUCACAUACAUUGAGUGUUCAUACAGAAGAGAACCCUUAUAAGUGCACUGAAUGUGGUAAAUCCUUUGCAUGCAAAGGCAAUUUGAAGUCACAUACAUUGAGUUGCACUACAUGUGGAAAAUCCUUUUCAUUCAAAAAUAAUUUGAAGUCACAUACAUUGAGUGUUCAUACAGAAGAGAAACCUUAUAAGUGCACUGAAUGUGGUAAAUCCUUUGCAUGCAAAGGCAAUUUGAAGUCACAUACAUUGAGUGUUCAUACAGAAGAGAACCCUUAUAAGUGCACUGAAUGUGGUAAAUCCUUUGCAUGCAAAGGCAAUUUGAAGUCACAUACAUUGAGUGUUCAUACAGAAGAGAAACCUUAUAAGUGCGCUGAAUGUGGAAAAUCAUUUGCCUUGAGAUCCCCACCACGCAUGGCCAUUUUAAACUUACACAACGAGCACUACAUCAACUCCAGCCACAGCUACACACUUCACCAACACAGAGAGCGAUGUCCACAGGGCAAACGCGCAGAUGUCUGUGAUCCUAUAGUAGCAACUGCAGUCAACCGCGGCGACUACCGCCCUCAUGUGUACGCUCUCAUGCCAACUCUAACAUUAGCAGUGUACGAAAGCACAGAGAAGUAA
Molecule: messenger RNA, 3828 nt
Organism: Macrosteles quadrilineatus (aster leafhopper)
Lineage: Eukaryota; Metazoa; Arthropoda; Insecta; Hemiptera; Cicadellidae
Product: zinc finger protein 493-like
Exons: 6
Coding region: 97-3828 (1243 amino acids)
Biological process (GO): regulation of transcription by RNA polymerase II
Cellular component (GO): nucleus
Molecular function (GO): DNA-binding transcription factor activity, RNA polymerase II-specific; RNA polymerase II transcription regulatory region sequence-specific DNA binding
Source: RefSeq, a predicted model, not a curated record